AUGGCAACCAUCAAUGGCCCCGUCCGCUCAAUAGAGGCGCCCGGAGUCAGGAUAGACGGGCAACUGCUGCGCCAAAUGCAGUCUGAAGUCGCGUCGCUGCUUGGCCGACCGAACCACAGCUUUCCAGGCGCACAACCUGUGAGCUUUGCAAGGAAGCAUCUUGAGGAGUUGACCCGGCAAGACUAUUACGUUUGCGAGAAGUCCGAUGGGAUGCGAUAUCUUUUAUACCUUACAAGAGACGAGCACGAAGAAGAAGCGCAAUACCUCAUUGACCGCAAGAAUGAUUACUGGUUCAUACCCAAGAAUGGCUUGCAUUUCCCCGUUCCGCGAAACGUCGAAGGGUUUCAUACAGACACACUGAUUGAUGGUGAACUGGUCCUCGACAAGCUUCCUAAUGGAGGGGUACAGCCCAAAUACUUGGUGUUCGAUUGUAUGCUGUUAGACGGAAACAGCUUGAUGAAUCGCACGCUGGACAAAAGGCUUGCAUAUUUCAAAGAACGAAUAUACGAUCCUUACAAGGACCUCCUCGUUCGGUAUCCAGAGGAAAAACAAUACAUGCAUUUUAUAAUGGAGAUGAAACAAAUGCAAUUCAGUUACGCCAUAGACCUGAUGUUUGGCAAGAUCCUGCCCCACCUCCCGCAUGGCAACGACGGGUUAAUCUUUACAUGUCGGAUGUCUGAUUAUAAAUUCGGCACUGAUCAGAAUAUCCUGAAGUGGAAGCCAGAGGCCGAAAAUAGUAUUGAUUUUCGCAUGACACUCGAUUUCCCCACCAAGCAACCUGACGAGCAAGAUAUCGCAGAAGGAUAUAAAGAGCCUUACGUUGAUUACGAUGCAAUGCCGGUAUGCAAUCUUCAUGUUCACCAGGGAGACUCGCAUAGAGAAACUUGGUAUGGCGAAAUGUACAUCGAGAAGGACGAAUGGGAGCGCCUAAAGUCAUUAGAAGAACCGUUAAACGACAGAAUUGUAGAAUGCUACAUGGAUUCGCAAAAACGUUGGAGGUAUAUGCGAUUUCGCGAUGAUAAGACGAAUGCCAAUCAUACCACCACAGUCGAUAGUGUCAUUGAGAGUAUCAUGGACAGAGUGACGAAGCAGGAUCUGAUGGCUGCGCAGAAAGUGAUUAGAGAUGAGUGGAAGAAGAGAGCUGCCGAAGAGCAAGCGAAAGAGAAGAAGAUGGAGGAGAGGAAGCGCGUUGCAUCUACUGGCAUCAACCCUGCGAAUGCGGGCGCGAAAAGAAAGGCCGAAGAACAAGGGAAUGGGAGGCCAAGCCCUGGACCUCCUGUAAAGAAGGAACUGUAA
Lachnellula hyalina is the source of this 1296-nucleotide messenger RNA. It is a transcript of the gene rnp-2, whose product is annotated as mRNA-capping enzyme subunit alpha. Gene Ontology annotation, cellular component: mRNA capping enzyme complex. NCBI's taxonomy places the organism in Eukaryota, Fungi, Ascomycota, Leotiomycetes, Helotiales, Lachnaceae. The coding region runs from base 1 to 1296 and encodes 431 amino acids. Gene Ontology annotation, biological process: 7-methylguanosine mRNA capping. Gene Ontology annotation, molecular function: mRNA guanylyltransferase activity; ATP binding. The record is from RefSeq and is a predicted model, not a curated record. The transcript is spliced from 3 exons.